Messenger RNA from Lytechinus variegatus (green sea urchin), 3039 nucleotides. RefSeq lists its product as uncharacterized. The record is from RefSeq and is a predicted model, not a curated record. Bases 1 to 1869 code for a protein of 622 amino acids. NCBI's taxonomy places the organism in Eukaryota, Metazoa, Echinodermata, Echinoidea, Temnopleuroida, Toxopneustidae. The transcript is spliced from 2 exons. Gene Ontology annotation, cellular component: membrane.
AUGGGCAAUGAACAGCUGCCAUCACCUCUUACAGCCAACAUCUUGAAUGGUUUGGAAUCCCUUCAAUUUAUAUCCAUCUCAGACUAUCGCAUAUGCUGUCUUCUGAAAGAUGCUGUAAAUGCAAAGUGUAUCAAAACAUCUUCACCUGGCCCUAAUGAAAGUUGUGGUAAGCUCUUGCCUGGUCGUACAUUGACUAUACUAGCUUGGAUAUUAUCAUCCUCGGCUCUCACAGGAAACGCUGCCGUCAUCCUACUUCGCUUGAUAGACAACAAACUAAAGGUGGCUGAGGUGACCAACAGAUUCUUGAUCGGACAAGCCGUGGCAGACCUUUUUAUGGGUAUAUACAUGGUCUUGAUCACAUCCGCGGAUGUCCAAAAUGGCAAAGACCACUUCCUGAUUGCGGAUGUAUGGCCCAAGUCCGGUAGGUGUUCGAUCGCCAGGUUGAUUGGUUGGGUUGCUAACGAGGCGUCCGCUAUUACGAUAGUUCUGAGUACGAUCGAGAGAUUGAUUUGUACAGCCUCUCCUCGCGGAAGAGUAACGUUCAUAGCCUCUGGUCUCAUGCUCGCAAUGUGUUGGCUGUGGACAAUGGUGACUAGUGUCUUGAUCACGGUCAUUAGCGAGAACACUGACAAGAGAUUUGGACUGGCUCAGUUUUGUAUCCCUGUAUUCUUCCACUCUAAGCCCCAAGACACUGGCUCCCUCACCAUUACCAGGUCUUACAACGGAUCUGUUCUUGGGUCCUCUUACAAACUGGAGGAUACUGAUAUGCCUUAUGUCCCAAUAACUUCAACGGUCUACAUGCUUCUCGUUUGGAACCUUCUGUCAUCUCUCAUCACUGAUAUUUCUAAUGUAGUGAUGCUGGUAAGAAAAUGGCGGAGUAUCCAGUCAGGUAAUGCUGAAUCUGAUAUCGGUCUUGACAACAUACCAGGAACAUCACCAAGUACCAUAGCUGACCCAACACCAUGCAUUGCACCUCAAGACGAACAUGCUGAUGCUACUGAUCAAGAUACCAUAGAUUUUACCUUACCUGGUGCGAAAAGUGAUGACAAAGGCGAUACCAAUCAAGAUUCUGGUUCGUCUGUGGGUCUUACCUCACGCACCCCUUCAAAUUCACAGGCCAAACUCGAUUCCCAACUGGACUUUGACACUGCAACAGGUACAAAGCCUGCUACAAUACCUUCUCCCAGACUCCCCACAUUGCCCUCUGCCUCGGCUAACAACACACCGACUUCAGUAAUUGAUACACCCUUUGCAAUACCCCUCAUACCCAUUACAGCAUCUGACAACACAGAGAUUUCGGCAUCUGAAACACCCAUGACAGCAUCACCUACAACCGUAACAGCAUCGGUUCCAGGAUAUCCUAGAUCUGACGGUCCUGCUAGUAACUUAUCCUCACGUUCAUCGAUCCCUACCGCAGCCUCUACUUCCCCUGAUUUCAUUCUUGAUAGCCCAUCCAAAAGUGAACCAGGCCAUCCUUCCGAACCAUUUGCUGAUGACGUUCCCAAAGUAGAUGAACGACACCUCCUUCACAGGGCCACUUUCCGAAUUUCAUUCCUCAUUCUCAUGGACAUCUUUUCUUGGUUGCCUGUUCUCUUUGCUGGUUUUGGGUACCAAACGGGUGUUCCACCGACAUCGCUCUUUUCUUGGGCAGUCAUGUUUCUGAUCACAGUGAAGGCGGUUUUGAAUCCUUUUCUCUUCACGUUCCUUUUCUAUUUGGAGGACAGGAAGAAUGAGGGCAAUGCGUUGAUUGUUGCUUUGAGAAUGCCGAGAGACCCCAAUGCGAUCCCAAGCAUAGAAGUGGAUGAGGCUGAGGAGGAAGAACUUGGUGUAAUGGACCAAACUAUUGCUUUGACCUUCGGAAUCAUAUAAGGUGAUAUACCAUUAGGCCAAAAGAAACCAGUAUGUAUAGCCAAUGUAGGCCUACUGGUUGCUUACAAAGGUAAUGGCUUACUAAUUCCAUCAGUUAUACAGAUAUGCAUGUAUAUGGGGGGUCUACGUUUACACAAAAUUUCAUUUAAGGUUGGUGAAAUGGCACAAGGUCGAUCCGAAGUAAUGGAUGUACAUCGGAUUUCUUUAUUUUAUGUCGUAUCAUUUCAUCCAGAGGAUAUUUAUUAACACAUUGCCUCAUUUUGCUGUAUCGCGGGUCCAGUGUAGGAAGGUUAAUUGUGGAUUUGGAAUUGCUUUUGUUUGAUUAUGAUAUCUGCAUAGUUCAGUUAAAUCAGUGCCGUUUCUAUAGAAACUUUGUUCUUAUCCAUCACAUCAAUCACUGUCCUACUUAUUAAGUCAUCUCCAUUCCUUCUCUAUGCAGGUGUUCACUGAUUCCAUCUGACACCUGUUUUCACCUUCACUCUCCUAUUUCUCAUUGGCUCUUCUUAACGUAUUCCUGACAUUCCCUUUGGUUUGAUUGGUUGAUGUUUAUUUAAAGAUGUAAAUAUGCACUUUGUUAAUCUUCAGAGUUGAGCCGAACAAAGCAGCAAUGAGAUUAAAGUCAGUGCACUACUAGAUACGUUCAAAUUCAGUUCAGUUUGUUUGCCUUUUCUACUUUUACUUUUAUUUAUUUUUUGUUGAUUCUUGAUCAGGUAUUCGAGUUGCUUCUUUGAACUCUAUUUCUAUCCCUAUAUAAAGGCACUUAUUUUUAUAUUUUCAAAACCUUACACCAAUCAUUGAAUGUCUAUCUAGGGAGUUUUUCACUUGUUCUAUUUUAUUCGAUGAUUACCAUUGAAAAAAUGAUUGUCAGCCAAUCAAAUUCAAGGAAAGUUGUCCAAUCUGACAACUUGUCGGAUGAAAUUGUUGAUGAAACUCUCCCUUGAAUUAUCACAUUUCACCUCGGUCAACCUUUGAUGGAUGUAGGAAUAGCUUUUCAAAGUUGUAGUUUAUGUAUUUUAAGAGCUCUUAUGUUGUUAAUUUGUAUAUUAUCUUAGAUAUUAGGUGUUAUGUACUCGUAACUUCGGUUUAUAUUUUUGAAUGAAAACAUAGCGAUAAUUUCUCUUUACCCAGUUCCACUCUUUCUUUCUUUUCAAUUUAAUGCGAGAGUUCACU